GUGGCGGCACCGCCGCCCCCCGCCCGCCACCGGCGCCCCGCGCGCGGCGCCCCCCGCGCCCCCGGCCCCGCCAUGGGGCCCGCCCGCGCCGACUACCUGGCGCCCUGGUGGGCGGCCUGGCUGCACGGGCUCCCGCACCGCGGCCCGCGCCUGCAGCCCGUGCCCUCCGCCUUCCGCCCGCAGGACCCCGACUACCAGCAGUCGCUGCUUUUCCUGGGCUUGGUGGCCGCCGUGUGCCUCGGCCUCAACCUCCUCUUCCUCGCCGUCUACCUGAUCUGCCUGUGCUGCUGCAAGAGGGACCAGGACCCCGACUCCAAGCAGCCCCACUCCUGCUGCGUCACCUGGAUGGCCGUCACCGCCGGGCUCAUCUGCUGCGCUGCCGUUGGCAUCGGCUUCUACGGGAACAGCGAGACCAACGACGGGGUGUUCCAGCUGCUCUACGCCCUGGACCACGCCAACCAGACCCUCACCGGCAUCGACUCGCUGGUUGCAGGCACCACGCUGCAGAUGCAGGGGGGGCUGGAGCAGCACCUGGCGCGGCUGAACGAGGUGCUGGCACCGCGGGGGGAUUACGUGCAGACCCUCAAGCUGGUGGAGCAGCUGGCCGGGAGCAUCGUCCUGCAGCUGCAGGGGCUGCCGGGCUGGGGGGGCGUCAGCGCCGACCUCACCGUGCUGUCGGCACGUGUCGCCUUCGUGGAGUACUACCGGUGGCUGGCCUACCUCCUCUUCUUCAUCCUCGUCCUCACCGUCUGCCUGCUGGCCUGCCUGGGGCUGGCCAAGCGCUCCCGCUGCCUCCUGGCCACGAUGUUGUGCUGUGGGCUGCUGACCCUCGUCCUCAGCUGGGCCUCCAUGGCCGUGGACACGGUGGCGGCGGUGGGCACCAGCGACUUCUGCGUGGCCCCAGACAAGUUCAUCAUGAACCAGACAGACGACGAGAUCAGUGCAGUGGUGGCUCACUAUUACCUGUACUGUGACCAGAGCCUGAGCAACCCCUUCCAGCAGGUUCUCACCGUCUUCCAGCGCUCGCUCACCACGAUGCAGAUCCAGACCCAGGGUCUCAUCCAGUAUGCACUGCCCCUCUUCCCCACAGCUGAGAAAGACCUUUUGGGGGUUCAGCAGCUCCUCAACUCCUCAGAGACCAGCCUGCACCAGCUGACAGCCCUGCUGGACUGCCGGGGGCUGCACAAGGAUUACCUGGACGCCCUCAUCGGGAUCUGCUACGACGGGGUGGAGGGGCUGCUCUACCUGGGGCUCUUCUCCCUGCUGGCGGCUGCCUCCUUCUCCACCAUCAUCUGCGCUGCCCCCCGCGCGUGGAAGCAGCUCACAGGACGGGACCGGGACUACGACGACAUGGACGAGGAGGACCCGUUCAACCCACAGGCUCGGCGCAUCGCCGCCCACCGCCCGCCCCGGGGGCAGCUCCGCAGCUUCUGCAGCUACAGCAGCAGCCUGGGCAGCCAGAGCAGCCUCCACCCCCCCGCCCAGACCGUGUCCAACGCCCCCGUCUCCGAGUACAUGAACCAGGCCGUGCUCUUCGGAGGGAACCCGCGCUACGAGAACGUGCCCCUCAUCGGCAGGGGGUCUCCCCCCCCCACGUACUCCCCGAGCAUGAGGGCCACAUACCUGAGUGUCACCGAUGAGCACGUCCGGCACCGCGGCGACUUCCCGGCGUAGGAGGAGACGCCGCCGGCGUUUCCCUCGGGAAACCAAAGACCCCCGGAGAACACGCGGUAGGAGACGCGGCGGGGGCUGGAGGAACGAGCCCGGAGCCCCCCACCGUGCACCCCUCUGAGCCCCCCCGGCAGCUCCUGGGACUCGACUCUUCCUGCCUUAUCCCGGGGAGCGCGGAGAUGCUGCUCCAGCAUCGGCUUCUCCCGGCUCGGGAAUGUUGGAGCCUUCUGGAGGGCAAAUCCCGGGACCACGCUGCCCCCAGCACCCCCCAGGGAGGGGUUGGGGCAGGGGCUCCCCUGCUCCCGUAGCAAUGCAGCACCAACCACUAGUGAUCCCAACCUUUCCCAGUUCCCCCUUCCCCGGCUGCUCCCCGUGAGCAGAUCCAGCCCCCUGUACCCCCCUUCCCACCCCCCAGGCUGGGGAAUUACGGAUGUUUUGGCCUUGCUGGCUUUCCUUUGCUUUGCCCUCUAGGAUUUGGGAGCUCUUGGGAGCGUGGGUUGACUCUCUGACUGUUUUGGAGUGGGUUUUCUGCAGUGUAGUGUGGUAGCAGGUUUUUUGGGUGGUUUUAUGCUCUUUUUGGCGAUUUGACUCCCCAGGGCAGGUCUGGGAUAUGGGGCAGGAUCCCCUCCUCCUGCAGGACAGCCCUGGGGCAGCCAGGAAUCCCCUAGGAGAGGGUUAGGGACUACUGGGGCUUCCCUGGGGUGGGAUGGGGUGCCUGGGAAGGGGACAGAGUGGACCUGCCACCUUGGGGCGGGAGCUCAUCCAGCAUUUCCAGGGCUCUAGGCAGAGGAACUGGGAGACCAGUAUGAGCUGAAUGGAUCUUUUGGGGCUACCCUUUGGCACAGGGAUCCCCAGAAAGCCCUUCUCCAUGGAGCAGGGAAGACCCCUGCUCCAUCCCACCCAGACCCUGCAGCCCAAAGGGCGUGGAUGGGGUGGUGGGUGCCCCCCACCCAGGGCCAGUACAUCCCCCUGCCUCCCUCUUUCCAUGUUCCCCAUGACUAGCAUCCCUCCCUUUUGGGGGAAAUCCCAAGGGAUUUUGUUAUUAUUUUUAUUUUUUUGGCUUUUAACAUUUCCAUGUAACGGUACUGGUAGAAGAGCUGUUGUUAACCGCAUGUGAACUAACCGAAGGACUCAGGCUGGGAGCUGCAGUCCGGCUGGAUUUGUAUGUGCCCCUUGAGGGGAAAAAGAUAAUAAACACUUGGACUAAAUUUA
This is a messenger RNA of Pipra filicauda (Wire-tailed manakin), 2883 nucleotides long. RefSeq names its product tweety family member 2 (gene TTYH2). The transcript is spliced from 14 exons. Gene Ontology annotation, molecular function: intracellularly calcium-gated chloride channel activity; volume-sensitive chloride channel activity. Gene Ontology annotation, cellular component: plasma membrane. Lineage: Eukaryota; Metazoa; Chordata; Aves; Passeriformes; Pipridae. Bases 73 to 1674 code for a protein of 533 amino acids. The record is from RefSeq and is a predicted model, not a curated record.